Molecule: messenger RNA, 2916 nt
Organism: Perognathus longimembris pacificus (Pacific pocket mouse)
Lineage: Eukaryota; Metazoa; Chordata; Mammalia; Rodentia; Heteromyidae
Gene: Ccnl2
Product: cyclin L2
Exons: 6
Coding region: 457-1137 (226 amino acids)
Biological process (GO): regulation of transcription by RNA polymerase II
Cellular component (GO): nucleus
Molecular function (GO): cyclin-dependent protein serine/threonine kinase regulator activity
Source: RefSeq, a predicted model, not a curated record
GGCUAGCACCACCCCCGUAGUCUCCAACUUGUAGGCUGAAUUUUGAGGCGGGAGCUGGUGGAGUAGGACUCUAAACAUCCCUAGCCUAGGGCAGAGUUGAGGAUUAGCGACCCGGGCUAACUGGCGCCUGGGGAAGGUGGUCCCAGCCCCCACCAAGGCCGAACCUUUAACACCCUCGGGCUUCAGCGGUGCAACCCCCGUAACUGCGGCGCUCCGGCAGGUGGGGCUGACGCACUUCCUGUCCAGACCGCGGAGCCCCCUGGGUAACGAGCCGCCCCUCCCAGGCCGGGUUCCGGCGUCGGCGUCUGACGUUGGCUGACGGACGGACGGAGCAGCCUAUGGAAUCGAGAGGGUGGCAGGGCGCAGCCAAUAGAGCCCUGGGGUGGGGUUCCGGCCGGGAGCGUCGCGAGGAGCCGCCCGGCCGGGAAGAGGCCCCCCAAAAGUCAGCGGCACAAAAUGGCGGCGGCAGCGGCGGCGACCGGGGCUCCGGGGUCGACGGUCCCCGCGGCGGCCGCCGGCGCCUCGUGCUCCGGGGUGGCCGCUCCGGGGUCGCAGGGAGUGCUGAUCGGGGACAAGCUGUAUUCAGGGGUGCUCAUCACCUUGGAGAACUGCCUGCUGCCCGACGACAAGCUGCGCUUCACGCCGUCCAUGUCGAGCGGCCUCGACACCGACACGGAGACGGGCCUCCGCGUGGUGGGCUGCGAACUCAUCCAGGCGGCCGGCAUCCUGCUCCGCCUGCCGCAGGUGGCCAUGGCUACUGGGCAGGUGUUGUUCCAGCGGUUCUUUUACACCAAGUCCUUCGUGAAGCAUUCCAUGGAGCAUGUAUCCAUGGCCUGUGUACACCUGGCUUCUAAAAUAGAAGAGGCUCCAAGACGAAUCCGGGAUGUCAUCAAUGUGUUCCAUCGCCUUCGACAUCUGAGAGAGAAAAAGAAACCUGUGCCUCUACUGCUAGAUCAAGAGUAUGUUAACUUAAAGAACCAGAUCAUAAAAGCAGAGAGACGGGUCCUCAAGGAGCUUGGCUUCUGCGUCCAUGUGAAGCACCCUCACAAGAUAAUCGUUAUGUAUCUUCAGGUGUUAGAGUGUGAGCGUAAUCAGCACCUGGUCCAGACUGCAUGGGUAGCCUCUGAGGGUAAGUGACUAAGACUUCUCCUCUGCUGUCCAAGUGCUUUGGUGCAGGGACAGCGGCCUCUUCAGCCAAUCCAGUGCAGGCUCUCCACCGAAGGCUGGCUCUAGACUGGUGGUAUGCGUACGAUAGUAUAGUCAUGGCGACUGCUGCUUGUGGUUCUCUGACGAUUGUGCUUCUUGUUAAUCCUGUCCUGCUUUGGUAAUUGUAUCCAUUAGAAUUGAUAACUGUCUUCACUUGAAUAUCAUCCUUUUAAAACUGCUGUACAUGUACAAUAAAGAUGCAAUACCUUUGUUUUAAAAAGUCUAUGGAAAGCUUUAAGAACUAAAGUGACAAAUUGGCUGAUGGGAAUUUAGGCUGUUGGUUAUUAUCUUAUUUUAAGUCUCAAAGUUGCUCUUUUCAGCAGCUAAGUGGGACUCGUUUCAGUAAAGGUAUGCAUCUUUAAAUUGUAAUUGUUCCUUGGAUAUUUUUAAAUAUUGUAAUUUCAAAUAGAGCAAUAAGUCUUUGUACACGUUUUGAGGGGUUUGUUUUAGAGCAUAAAAGUUAAUAUAUUGCCAGUAUUUGAAUACUGAAGACUUUAUUAGAAACAAAAGUUACUGAUGAUGAUAUGGGUUGACGUGUGAGCUUUUCAUCUGUGCAGAGGCUCUUGGUCAUGUGGCUGCUCUCCAUGUCGUGGCCGCCGGUGUGACGCCUGGAGCCAGAGCUUCCCGAUCCCGUGCCUCUUGAAAGGCGUCUGUAGAACUGACUCCUUAUUUGUCAUCUUGGAGUGCGUUUGAGCGUUCCCUUGUUUAGGACAAAGGCAGUGGGGGACGGGAAGCCCACGCCACGUCUGCCUGCCGUGCAGCCUCACUCCAGGGGCCGUCGAGCACGGAUGGGGAUAGGCCAGGCCGUGGCUGUAUGAACCCCUCCGAUGUUUUCUUACGGUCUUGUUUUUGCAAUAUUGAUAAAGCUAACAAUAGACUUGGUUUAAGCUUACAAUACUUAGGAGAAAUGUUUCUAAAGGGAAAUGUUAAAAAUGUAGUUAAAAACCUUUUAACUUCUUAAAAACUUCCAAGUAUGUUUUAUAUAUACGUAUAUUAUAUAUAUAUCAAAGUAGGAUAAGAAAUUUUAAAUGUACUUACUGUGGUGAAACUUGUAGUAUUUCCUUACUUCUGUCUGCUUUUAUGAAUGUUCAUUUUAAGACUCCUUGUUGAAAUGGGACAGUUUGGAAACGUUCUUUGCUAAGCCUGAGAAGAGGACUCCCUGGGGUAUUGACCUCUGCAUGACAUGCCUAUGCACCUGAACUACACCCAAGGGCCAAUCCCUUGUCCAAGUGGACUCCCUCACCAAAUCUUCGGCUCAGUCAUCUGGAGAAGGACCCGGCCGUGCACUCUGAAGAAGAGGAAUGCAGGAGGACACCUUGCCUCACAGCUGCGAGCUAGGCUUGGCCUGGCCCUCAGCCUGUUCAUUUGAGUUUGCAUGUUUCUCUGCACUCUGGACUUGAGCAUUUAGAUUUCUUUAAUCAAGUACAUUUUAACCACCAAGUAGUGUUUCUUUUUAAGGCAUUGUGCUUUGCAUGAUAAUAGGCCAAAAGUUGAGGGAAAAGUAAGGUUAAAAUUGGUUCUCCAUUCAUAGCAAUACAUAUUAUCUGACAUUCAGCCAGCAUUUUCCCCAGUAAUUUCUUUUUCUGUCCUAUGUUCAGGAAGCAGCUAGAAUGUUUCUUCAUUAACUCUUGGGACUUGUAGUACUGCCUAGCUCUCAGCCCUAGCAGUAGACCACAUAGAGGAAUAGUGGCUUUAGGCAUAACAGAUGGU